Parasteatoda tepidariorum (common house spider) is the source of this 5005-nucleotide messenger RNA. Its product is annotated as intracellular coagulation inhibitor 2. Lineage: Eukaryota; Metazoa; Arthropoda; Arachnida; Araneae; Theridiidae. Gene Ontology annotation, molecular function: serine-type endopeptidase inhibitor activity. The record is from RefSeq and is a predicted model, not a curated record.
UAAAUUUUGUGUAUUCUUUAGACUGUUUUUUGAGCAAUUAGUAUUAGAUGUGUGUGUGCGACUUCUGUUAUUAAUUUUUUGAUUUCGCAUUAGGCUUAACGUACUACGAAAUUAGGAAUUGUUACAGCAAAACAAUCUUAGCUAUUUUUUAAUUUCAAAUAUGAAUACCAAACUUUCCUUUUUGUUAGGUGUAAAAUAUUCUUCAUACUCUUUACGCACCUGGGGAUAUUUCCGUAUCAUUGUUAAGACUUGCGAUUAUUUUGUCGCAAUCCACGAUGCCGAAACAUCUUUUUAAAACUACUGAUAUACAUUAGAAUAUUUUAAUGCUGGGUGUUUCUACUCAGCACCAACUACAAUUGAAAUGAGGGGGAUCGUGAUCUGUGGUAAAAUAAUUGCCAAAUCUUAGCAACUUCCUGGCAGCGAGCCACGAGGAACUGAAGAAAAACAUUACAGUAUUACUGAAAUCUAUGAGUUAUACAGGGGUAUAACUCAUAGCCACCCCCAUGCAAACAUCUAUCAUUUUGUUUGUUUUUUUAAAUUUCCGUUUAAAAUUAAUUUAGCGCCUUGUCAAUUGCACUUGUUGUGGCAGAUCACGAUUCCGAAAUAUCUCCGACAUCUUCUUAAUAUUGUAUGUACACACGAAACUUUUCCAGAGAUGAUUUCCAGAAGUUUCAAGAAAUUAUUGAUCACAUUUAUGAUUCUCACCAAGCUAUAUCUGAAGCUAUAAAUUAUUUAGGAAUUAACCUUCUUAAAGAACUCUCGAAAGAAAUUGGAAAUGUCUUCUUUUCUCCAUUUAGUAUAUCAAGUGCUCUUGCAAUGGGAUUUAUUGGAUCCAGUCAUGAAACAGCUGAGGAGAUGACUACUGUUCUUGGAUAUGAAGUAGCUAAAGUAGAGUCUGGAGAUGUCAAAACUAGCUUUCACCAUCUAUUUUCUGAAAUAAAUAAAACAUCCAACCUGUGCACAUUGAAUGUUGCAAAUGUGGUGUUUGGGGAUUGUAAUCUUUCAGUUCAAGAGGAUUUUAAAAAAUCACUAAGAGAUUUCUUCCAUGCACUAUUUGUAGAUGUUGAUUUUAUGAAUGAUUCUGCAGCAGCUGUGAAGAAAGCUAACGACUGGAUUAAAACUAAGACAGAAAAUAAGAUUUCACAUUUACUUGACUCUUUGGAUUCUGACACUAAAUUGGUAAUUUUAAAUGCUGUCUACUUUAGAGGGUUUUGGUUGCAUGCCUUUAAAGAAAAAUCCACUUUUUUACAGCAUUUUUAUAAUAAGGGUUUAGAUGAUGAACCUAAGCUCGUUGAAAUGAUGCACUUAAAAGAGAAGUUUUUUUAUGCUAACGAUAAUUCAUUCAAAGCUCUCAAAUUGCCCUAUAAAGGUGAAAACUUAGCAAUGUUAUUGUUGCUGCCAAAUUCACGAAAUGGAGUUGAUAAAUUAGAACAACAAAUAACGACUGAGUUCUUGAGACAUGUGAAUGAAACCUUGUGUGAAACUGAAGUUAAAGUGGCUUUACCAAAACUUCAUUUGGAGUACUCAAAAUCCUUGAAAAACGCUUUAAAAAAUUUAGGUUUGAGACGAGCAUUUGAAGCAGGUGCUCACUUUGAUCAAAUGUGUGACAAAGAAAACCUUUAUGUGUCUGAUGUAAUUCACAAAGCAGUUCUAGAAGUAAAUGAAGAGGGAACUGAAGUUGCUGCAUCAACUGCUGUAAUGAUGAAUAAGUAUAGUAGAACUCAUUGUGCUGAGUUCAUUAUUGACCACCCCUUUGUAUUUUUAAUUUAUAAUUGUAAGAACGACCUAAUCCUUUUUAUGGGAAAAGUUGUUGAGCUUUAGUUUUAGGUUUAUGUUGGUCAGAGAAAUAUUUAAUCUUGAGCUUUUCUUAGUUUUGACAUAUAAUUCUUCAUUUAAUUCAUAAAAUGUAAUUCUUAUUAGUAAAUUCAAAAUCUAAUUCUUAAAGAGUAUAAAUCUGUUUAAAAUUAAUUGAGAAAAGAUCCUUGACUAGUUUUUUCAUUUGAAAGGACAAAUAUUUUUUGUUAUAGACAAAUUGUUUGUUAUAGAUCUAAAUAUCUCUGCUUCACUUCCAAAAUUUUUUUCCUUGUUUGAAGGUAAAAAUAAUAGAAGUGCCGAUGUUAAGCUUGUAGUUAAAUGUCAGAGAAACAUUAUAUAAAUGGUCAGGAAAAGUUUAUCUUCUACUGUUAAAAAAUACAGGGUUAUUCUACAGUUCUAAAAUAUUGAUCUUUUUUAAAUUUUGAGUUCCCAAUUUUUGUAAUUUGUUUCUGUAUCAUUAUUAGUUUACAGCACCUUUGCCUGAGUAUGUUUAGCCAGUGCAGUGGUUUUACCCAAAAUUUUAGUCAAAUGUUUUGAAACAAUUAAAUGUGAUCUAUUGUUAAUGAUUUUAAUUACUUCUUAAUACCUUCCUGAUAUUCUAUCAAUGAGCUCCAAUGCUUUCUGUUUUUAAAGAAACGAUAGAACGAUUGGUGAUCAAGUAUUUUUUAUUCUUAAUUUUAUGUUUGAAUGUAUUUUAUGUUGACUUUUUUUUUAAGACAAUCUUGAAAGUAUGUUUAAUGUAAUUUACGUCUAUAUAUGUGUCGCGUAUAUUUUUGUUACAUUAAAUUCUUGCCAUUUUAUAGUGAAGUGGUAGAAAAAAUGUCAGAAUCUUGCCAAAAAAAUUCUUUCAGGUUAAAGUUUAAUAUUAAGAAGCUGUUUGUUCUCAUAAUUUAAUCUAAGUUUUAUUAAUCAGUAUUUCAUAUUGUUAAUUUAUUUUUUAAAAUUUAUUUAUUACAGAUUCAGUUGUGUUUUUUAAGCUAUUUAUAAAGGCAUUUAUUAAGAUGAAUCAUGCAUCUUAAUCACUAUAAUUUCUUAUUUUAUAUUAAAAUAUUACAUAAAAUUUUUAAGAUUCCCUAUAUUGAAAAGUUUUAACAAAAGAGAAGAAUAUUUUGAUAUCUAGUAAAAACAUUAUCAAAAAGGAAAUGUCACUAGUUAAUUAUUAGUAGUUACUAAUUAAUUAAUAAAAUAGUUAUUCAUUAGUAACAUAUAUAUUUGAAAUCUUUGUAUUUUAAAUUAUGUCUUUAAAGGCUCUUUAAUCCUGUUAUUUACUUUCUUAAAAAUCCCCUUUUUUUGUUUGUAAAUAUUGGCAGUUCUGAUGUCUUGUCUGUUUUUUCUCAUUUCAAAUCUUUUUCUUUCAUGAUACUUGUCUCACUCUUAUUUAUUUUCUAUUUGCAUAAAAAUAGCUAUGUGUGGAAUUAAAUCAUUUAUUAGGACUGCCACGGUUCAGAGAGAGCAGGAAAAACUUGGAAUUGUCAGGGAAUUUCAUUUUAGCUCUAAAAAGCAUUGGAUAUUCAGGGAUAAAUGCAAUUUUUUACUAUUAACCUAGGAAAUUCCUAUAUCAUUCCUGGAAAAUAACCAGUCUUGGAAUUAUCAGUGACGAUAAGAAGUCAUUAUGUUUUGAGUUAAUAAUUCUAGCAUCAAAUACAAUUAUUUUAUAAAAUUCCUUUUUAAGUUAAGUUUUCUAAAGAAAAAUUGUGUGGACUAUAUAAAAUAUAGUAUGGAUUUUUAUUGAAAUUUAUCUGAUGUACCUGGAAAAGUCAGGGAAUUUUUUUUUCUAAAAUUGAGUGAAACCCUAUUUAAUUAGUGCUACCAUUUCAAUAAUUAAUGGGUCCCGCAGUGGACUGAUCGUUCCAAGAUCACCGAAGUCAAGCAUCACUGGCUGCGGUCAGUGUGCGGGUGGGUGACCACUUGGAUCAGUCUGCGUAGGGACCGAGGGUGUGCGGUAUUGGUCCUCGUUAAACUGUGCUACCGUAAAGUGCUAGACUUCGCGCGCGUGUCGUCGGGCUACCGAAAUGGGGGUGCCAUCCCAUCCACAGAGGAUCAAAAUUGUGAUGGCAUGUCUGCGGAUCAUUUCUCCGGGAUGUUCCCCAGACCGUUGCCAAUAGCCCAUUGUGCAGCUCUAGUGCGACGUAAAUUAACAACAACAAAUUAGUAAUUAAUGGACAUCUCUACACUUAUGUGAAAAAAAUCAGUGUGUGAUCUGCAUAAGGCUAGUCACCACUGUAUAUGUAAUACUUAAUAUAUUUAUUGAUUGACCUUUUUUUAUGUUGCUUUGUUUGUGUGAAUUUAAUUAAAGCAUUAAAUUUAGAAAAUUACUUUAGAUGUAAGAUUAAGUAAAUAUAACACAAGAUGCAAUUUAGAAAUAUAAUAUUAAGUGUGCUUUGCACUCUGCUGGCUUUGUGGAAAUUGUGGAUUUCCAUUUACUUUGUAAUUGUAUGAUGACUAUAAUACAUGUAUUUAAAAAAUGAGAAAAUUUUAUCUUUUAGAUUUUAUACCAAUUUUCCUGGAAUAUUAUGUUAGAGAAACUGCUCUAGAAGUAUUUGUUUUGGGUGAAAUUUGGUUUUAGAAUUUUCAACAAUAUUAACAAAGAAUUUCUAAAUUCUUUGCUAACUGUUGUAGAUUACAUUCUUAAAAAAUAUAUUAUUUUUGACACCCUGAGAAAGUUAUUACUCUUGUGGUAAUUUAGAUUUUCAAAGAAUUCGUGGAAAUGAAAACAAGAAUUUAUACAGUCUGUUAAAGAUCAGUAUUUAAGUACAGUUCAGAAAUUUUCUUUAUUGCUCUUAAAAUGUAAUUUAGGUUUAACCUUGUAUUUUGAUUGAAAUUAGUUAGAAGCUACCUAAAUAGUUAAUAGUAGGAAGCUUUGUAUGCUGUGAUAAUUACCGGUAAUCAAUUUUUUCUUUGUUUUGCCAAAUUUGAAUUGUUUCAAUUUUAGUUAAUUGUAUUUUAACUUCUUUUAAAUUGAAUAUUCCAUUUGCUAUUUCCAAAUGUUCCAAAAUUAAAGCACUAAGCAUGUAAAAAGUUAUUUUCCUAAAAGAUUUCAAAACUGUGAUAUAAUUAUUUAGAUGUUAUUUUUUAUAUUUAUGAAUUAUUUGUUCUUUAACGCUGAUAUUUAUUUACCAUGUACAUUGAUAGGUAAUUGCUAUUUACAAAAUGUUUUUAUUCAGAUUUAUAAAAGAUUACUAUUUUUAAA